AUGGGGGAGGCCCACUCUUGCAUAGCUGCACAACCAUAUGCAGAAAUGUCAGACAUUUCGUCCAACGACCAAAUGUAUAAAGCAGCUAUGAGGGCUGCACAAGAUUUGAUAGAAACUGAUGAAGAACUGCCGGCCGCACCGCCAGCCGCACCGCCAACUGCACCACCGGCCGCAACUCCGGCCGCACCACCGGCCGCACCGCCUGCCGCACCAUCGGCCGCACCGCUGGCCGCACCUUCGGCCGCACCGCCGGCCGCACCAACGGCCGCACCGCCAACCGCACCACUGGCCGCACCUUUGGUCGCACCUUUGGCCGCACCACCGGCUGCACCGACCAGCUGCACCGCCGGCCGCACCAUCGGCCGCAGAAACCAAACGUAG
Messenger RNA from Solenopsis invicta (red fire ant), 381 nucleotides. Its product is annotated as atherin-like. The coding region runs from base 1 to 381 and encodes 126 amino acids. NCBI's taxonomy places the organism in Eukaryota, Metazoa, Arthropoda, Insecta, Hymenoptera, Formicidae. The record is from RefSeq and is a predicted model, not a curated record. The transcript has 2 exons.